AUGGUAAAGAAAGUCAAGGUUGUACAAAAAAAUCUCGAAAAAGGACAUACACAAAUGGAAGCGGAUAGUAUGCACUCUGUUAUUGAAAGAAAAAUUAAAAAAAAGAAAAUAAAUAUUCCAGCCGAAUAUGCUCACAUAGCCAAAACUUCCUGUACAAAAAAGCCCUAUCACGUGGAAUACCUGCAACAUACAUUUUUCAAAAAUUACGAAACUAGUUUAAAGUUUUAUAAAUCGAUUGGGCCCGGCAAAAAAGCUGGUGACCCUGUUGUCACUGAUCUUAGGCAACUUACAUACUUGCCUGAAGGAAAGAUAUAUUACAGGUUGGGCUUCACUGAUGACUGUCCCGAAAUUUUACUACCGUGCCGGAUACAUAAUGUUAAACCUCACCCCUUUGAUGACUUACCAUCUCUCUAUACUGAAAGACUGAAGAUAAAAAAAACAAAAUUCAACCACCUGCAAGAGCUGAAGCUGACCAUGGAAUCUGAUUUCCAUGCGUUUUAUGACUCUCUUCCUCAUGAAGAUCAGUAA
Messenger RNA from Diatraea saccharalis (sugarcane borer), 528 nucleotides. The record is from the annotation of a GenBank genome assembly. Lineage: Eukaryota; Metazoa; Arthropoda; Insecta; Lepidoptera; Crambidae.